AUGCGUCUUAUCUUUGUAUUAGUCGUUCUGCUAAGGAGCUCAUUCGCAACUGUUCCAUCCUCUCAUAGACGUUUCUUCACGCCAGAAGGGUUCAUCAAGGUAGACCCAGGAGGGCUCGAGGACAUUGAAGUCACCACCGACAAUCUGCUCUCUGAAAGGCUCUCCAAGAAUACGAGUCCUGUUCUAACAGGCCGUGGCUUAGACUCGCGUGCUUUAUCGAUAAGGCUCGUUAAUAAUUUUGAUAAAAGUAGUGUAAAAGCCUAUAUAACCGGUUUGGACUCCAGCGGCAAGGUCUUUUUCGCCCUCCACGAUGGCAAGCUUAUUUAUCCUGACGCUAGAGGGUCUCGCCUACCUGUCAAGGUCACAAAAUAUGUUGCUAUAUCUCUACCUGAGAAGGGUGAGCCACUGAGUAUUACACUUCCUUCAUUUAUUCGUUCUGGUCGCAUCUACUUUUCGAAUGAUGACCUGCAAUUUUUUGUCGUCGAUAGAGAUAACGGUAACAGCUUAGUUCAGCCUUCGGUCACAAACCUUCGAGAUCCCAACGCAAACGUGAGCUGGGGUUUCGUAGAGUUUACUUACAUCAGGAAUCUUCUCUACGCCAACAUAAGCUAUGUGGAUUUUGUGGGUCUAGUCCUUGGUAUGACGCUUGUUGCAAAAGAUGGGAGUACCCAAACCACAGCAGGACUCGAAGCAGAUGCUGUUAUCAAGAUUUGUGGCGAUCUAAUUAAGCAGAGAAAGCUAGACAAUCAUAAGUGGACCUCGCUAUGUAUUGCAGACACUGCUGGAAAGCCGAUCCGAGUAUUAUCUCCUGGUAAUCAGCAUGAUGUCGAUCCCGAGAUAUUUGGAAGUUAUUGGAAAACCUAUGUGGACCGUGUUUGGGAGAGAUACAUCACUCGGGAUCUCAUAAUAGAUACGCAAUCUAAAGCGGGCAUGAUCAAAUGCAGGAUUGUAGAUCACAAACUGAAGUGUGACGGACACGAGCGCGGACUCCCUAAACCUGAUGAUAAAGACAUUUGGGGCUGCAACAGUGGACCUUUUGCUAUCUCAGAGAACGAUAGUAUAAUUCAUACUGCUAUUGUUCCACGUUUGUGUGCUGGUCUUGUACGAUCUACUUUGUUACUCGAUGGCGGGUUUAUGCAGCCGAGCUUGGGUCAGACAUCGUACUACACGAUAAACCCCACUAAUCACUAUAGCCGGAUUGUCCAUUCAUUUGAGGUUGAUGGCAGAGGCUAUGCAUUUCCUUACGACGACGUUAAUCCUGAUAACAAGGAAGACGCAUCCGGAGUGGUGAGCUCCGACGAUGUUGAUUUGCUGACUAUUCAUGUCGGCGGUCCGCUUUCAAACUACUUGUCACAGUAA
Molecule: messenger RNA, 1359 nt
Organism: Fusarium redolens
Lineage: Eukaryota; Fungi; Ascomycota; Sordariomycetes; Hypocreales; Nectriaceae
Exons: 1
Coding region: 1-1359 (452 amino acids)
Source: RefSeq, a predicted model, not a curated record